AAGACUCGCUCUUCAUGUUCGUCCAAACGCAAGCUUAGGUCAAAACGCGACGAAAACGAUGACUCCUCCACGACGCCGAAAAAACUCGCUACGCGCCGAUCCAAUCUUACACCCACAACCAAGAUAUCAACGGAAAACCAAGAACUCAAACUCACCCUCUCAUGUAUAGUCAAGAAUAACAACUGAAUACGCUUUCGUCCUCAUCCUGGAGUUGCGCCCAACACUGAAAUGGAUUUUGCUAUGCUUUUCUCUUACGCGUGGAAUGGAAGAAAUUGAAGAGAGAAGAAUAACCUACCAGAUUCAUCGAUUCAUCGCGUUGCGCUCGUCGAUUUGUCACGCCGCGUUAUGUUGUAGAACGGAGAUGAAGAGUUACGUUCCGUCGCCGAAUGAAUGUGAAGAAUGAAGCGUUGGAAUAUUGUGAUGGAGAUGAGGAUUCGCGAUCGAUGUCGUAGAGUUGAAGGAUGAAGCUUCGAGUUUGUGCAUUGUGAAUCGGUUGAGAUGAUUAUGAUGCUCCGAUUUGCGCCUCCGAAACACGAACAGGUAAGAAUCGAUCCUUUUCUUCUUUUGUUACGAUUCUCUGCGUUGUUUCUUUCUUUCAUUUGAAGGUUUGUAUUGUGUGGUUCUUCUGACUGGGUUGAAGGUUGAGGGUGGAGAGAAGACGAGAACCAGGUUGAAGGUGAUGAACGGGGAGUGAAGAGGAUUGAGGGUGAAGUCCGAAACCGAUGAAUAAUCUCCUCCCUAAAAAAAUCCUCUGGAAUAUGAUGAAGGUUGUUCGGUAUAUGUUGUCGGCGGGUUGCUUUGGUUUGCAUUGCCGUUUUGGAUUUGUAUGUAGCUUUUGGCUUUGGCUCGCGUCGCCAUCGGCUCCAGCUGGUGCGUGUUGCUGCAACGGUGUUGUUGUUGCUGUCGGCUUGUGCAGCGUGUGGUUGCAGCUUGAUGUCGUUUAUGCUUGGUUAUUCCGUUUUGUUUUGAAUUGGAAAUUUGCCUUGCGUUUGGAUUGCGUAUGUGGCUUAUACCAGCUGGUUUUAUGUUGCAGCUUGUGGUUUGUUCUGCAGCUUAUGCAGCUUUCUUUCAAAUUCGUGUUUUGUCCUGUUGCAAUUCUUUUGUAUUACUUGAAACCACACUUGGGCUUGGGCUAGGUAAUUUGGAAUGGGUCAAUAAAAAAGAAAUGGAUAAAAAGGUUUUGUGUAGUUUGUAAAUUGUAAUGGUUGUAAACAUUGGUUAGUAUUGGAUUAGAUUUUGGUUAAUGUAAUUAAUUUGGAAAAUUAUUAUGAUUAA
Lathyrus oleraceus (garden pea) is the source of this 1275-nucleotide messenger RNA. RefSeq lists its product as uncharacterized. The coding region runs from base 723 to 1136 and encodes 137 amino acids. Lineage: Eukaryota; Viridiplantae; Streptophyta; Magnoliopsida; Fabales; Fabaceae. The record is from RefSeq and is a predicted model, not a curated record. The transcript has 2 exons.